AAGUCCAUCUGGGAAUUCAUCCAGGACACACCCGACCUGAGCCAGCUCAAAAAGGUGCUCAAGUACGCAGGCAAGGGCAGCAAAGAGCUGCUCGACGACAAGGAAAAGAAGAUUACCUUCUUUGCCCCGCUCAAUGUCGAGAGGAAGCACAGGGCCAUGGAGGUGAUGGAGCAUGGUGACCCAAUGGAGCACGUCGCCGCAUGGGACCGCAUCGUCCGUGAGGUGGACGACAUCGAGGCUUCCAAGAAGGGCGAUGAUGGUGACGACGACGAAGACGACGACGACGAAAGGAAGAAGCGUAGACGCAAGAUCCUCGCCUUCCUCAUCGACGCCACUAUCCGCUACCACGUCGUUGACUCGGCCAAGCCGCUGACGGCCUGGGAGCUGGCGCAAAACAGCACCGUGGCCUCGCUGCUCAAGGUACACGGCGAGCGGACGAGGGAGGUGGUGGGGAACCUUCUCGACGGGGAGCCGUUCCGGGUCCGCGUCGGCAAAGUCAUCCUGCCCCGCUGGUCCGUUGUGCUCAACGGCUACAGCCCCAUCGUCUACCGCGACGUCGAGGUCGGCGGCUCUCUCGUCCAUGGAGUGCGCUACCCACUGUUGAUCCCUCCCAGCACGCUCCAGGCCCUUUUCUACGGCCAAGCCACGUUCAGCACCCUGACGAGUGCCGCGCAGAAGGUCGACGUGGACACAUACCUCAAGAUUCCCUUCAACCACAGCGCUGUCCACCACCACCAUCACAACAAGGGCGGCUCCGACAAGAGCCUCGGCCUGGUGCGCGCGCUGGAAAAGGAUCACGAGACGCACCCGCCCGCACACGCCCACGGCCUCGAGGCGCUGACGCUGUUUGCGCCGGGCAACCUCGCCUUCCUCCGCCUGCCCGCGGGGCUGAAGCUGUUCCUCUUUUCGCCCUUUGGCUCGCGCGUGCUGCAAAAGGUGCUGGCCUUCCACACGCUGCCCCGUACCGCCUUCUUUGCCGAUGCCGUCUACGGCGUGCCGGGCGUCAAGGCCGCGCAGGACGAGACGCGAGACGCCGCCGAGGUGGCCGCCCUCUUUGGCGAGGCGGCCGGAUGGGGAGGCCCGGCCAAUGUGACGCGCUUCAAGUUUGACACGGCGCUGCCCAAGCUGCGCUGCCACAAGCACAAGCACGGCGACGAGGCCUCGGUCUCAAAGAAGAAGCCAGAGUUUGAGCAGGUCGACGUCGAGGUGUUCCGCUACUACCCGCUGCCGGGCGGCAAGGGGCCCUUGCAGACGCGCAUCGCCGUCGAGGGUGUCCCCGUCGUCUUCCAGGACAUCUCGACGGCCAACGGAGCGGCGCACCUCAUCGAGCGCUUCAUCGUGCCCAAGAGCCUGCGCCACGGCCACGGCCACGACGAUGAUGACGAAGAUGCAAGCUCUUAUUCGAUCUGGCACCACGUCGUCGACGAGGCCGAGCGCGCCGGCUACGGCCGCUUCGAUCUC
Molecule: messenger RNA, 1461 nt
Organism: Acaromyces ingoldii
Lineage: Eukaryota; Fungi; Basidiomycota; Exobasidiomycetes; Exobasidiales; Cryptobasidiaceae
Exons: 2
Biological process (GO): macroautophagy
Cellular component (GO): fungal-type vacuole membrane
Source: RefSeq, a predicted model, not a curated record